Messenger RNA from Rana temporaria (common frog), 2393 nucleotides. RefSeq names its product G protein-coupled receptor 161 (gene GPR161). The coding region runs from base 193 to 1743 and encodes 516 amino acids. Gene Ontology annotation, biological process: G protein-coupled receptor signaling pathway. Gene Ontology annotation, molecular function: G protein-coupled receptor activity. The transcript has 6 exons. Gene Ontology annotation, cellular component: membrane; recycling endosome. The record is from RefSeq and is a predicted model, not a curated record. NCBI's taxonomy places the organism in Eukaryota, Metazoa, Chordata, Amphibia, Anura, Ranidae.
UCACACGGAAGUAGUAGACAGCAGUGAGACGCACCCUUGCGUUCCACACACCGGAAGUGGCAGAAGACACCGGCCUGUAGUUCCGGGUCUACCUGGACCGCUCGCUUGUAGGCAUGGAAUCUUUGCAGUAUUAGCAGCCGAGGAACAAAAGGUUCCCAGCAUGUUUCAAACUGGAUUGCUUUGUGUUUGACAAUGAGCAUCAACUCUUCUGGAGAAAAUGGCGUGGGAAGUGAACCUGCAGAGAAUGGGGCUACUAUAGUAGCUGAAUCCAUUGCUAUUAUCAUCAUUGACAUUCUGAUAUGCCUGGGCAAUCUUGUCAUUGUGAUCACAUUGUACAAGAAGUCGUAUUUGCUUUCCCUCAGCAACAAGUUUGUGUUUAGCCUGACGUUAUCCAAUCUGCUGCUCUCUAUGCUGGUUCUUCCAUUUGUUGUUGUCAGCUCUAUUCUAAGAGAAUGGAUAUUCGGAGUGGUGUGGUGCAAUUUCUCCGCCCUUCUUUAUAUGUUGAUCAGCUCUGCCAGUAUGCUUACUUUGGGCAUAAUAGCAAUAGACAGGUAUUAUGCUGUCCUUUACCCAAUGGUAUACCCUAUGAAGAUUACAGGAAAUCGCGCAGUGCUGGCAAUAGCAUAUGUUUGGCUCCAUUCUCUCAUAGGAUGUCUUCCACCCCUCUUUGGAUGGUCCUCACUGGAGUUUGAUAACUUCAAGUGGAUGUGCGUUGCUGCAUGGCACAAAGAGGUUGGCUAUACUGCCUUUUGGCAGAUUUGGUGUGCUUUGCUGCCUUUUAUCACUAUGAUGAUUUGCUACGGCUUUAUAUUUCGAGUGGCCCGAAUAAAAGCUAGAAAGAUCCACUGUGGAACUGUCAUUAUUGUUCAAGAAGCUCCUCAGAAGAAUGGGAGAAAAAAUUCCAGUACUUCUACAUCUUCAUCGGGGAGCAAGAGAAAUGGGUUUUCAAGUAUUGUCUAUUCAGCCAACCAGUGUAAAGCUUUUAUAACGAUAUUGGUAGUUAUUGGUGCUUUUGUGCUCACCUGGGGGCCUUACAUGAUUGUCAUAAGCACUGAGGCCUUAUGGGGGAAAAACAGUGUUUCUCCCAUAGUGGAGACUUUAGCUACCUGGCUAUCAUUCACAAGUGCAAUUUGUCACCCUCUUAUUUAUGGACUUUGGAAUAAGACUGUGCGUAAGGAGCUUCUAAGCAUGUGUUUUGGCAACAAGUAUAGAGAUCCGUUCCAUCAGCAGCAUAGGACUUCACGAAUGUUCAGUAUUUCCAAUCGGAUAACAGAUCUUGGGUUAUCUCCACAUCUAACUGCUCUGAUGGCCAGCGGGAAGGACUCCGACCACCAAAGCACUACAACAAAUACUGGAGUCAGCUAUUCAAAUGAUUCUGGUACUGAUGUAAUGCUGCUUGAUGACUUCAGCUCUGAUAGUGCCCAGCACCCACGUCUUCUCUAUUCAAGAAGGAAAAGUUCUGUUACAUUUGAAGAUGAAGUUGAACAAAAAAAUGUUUCAACAGAUGUCAGCAAAGGCUCGGAAGAGGAAAAUAUUUCAAGUUCAUCUUUGGAAUCCUAUGCCUUUAACUUGGCUAAAGCAAUAGAAAUGGAUGCAAAAAUGAGCUUGUUUGGAGAAGAAGUAAUGCAUCCAACCCCUGCGCCAGCCAUUGCAGGGAAUUCUGGUACAAGCCGAGGUGGCAGGAGUCAUUUAAUCCAAAAGCAAAAAAUUGUCCUGCAGAGUAUUGACGAAGGGCUUGUCUGAGGUUGCAGUUGUCAUGCUUAUAAUCACUCGUAUCUAUGUUUGGGCCUCUCGACAAUUUGGCCAAUACAUCAUAGUUUGUGUAUUUUAAUUCCAUCAUUUCUUAAUGUGUAAUUAGAAUGGGUGCAGACACCCGCUGAAAUUAAUAUUAUUUUUGGCUUUGUAUAUAGUGGAGAAGGGUUAGAAAGUUUUAUUCUAAACCCGUACCCCUAUUGGGAAAAUGUCAUCAUCUUUUCAGAUGUUGAAAAAAAAAUUCCCCUGAUUUCCUGUCUUAUUGAUUCAAGUGCAAGUGACAGAAAAUCUUCUCAAAGCAGACACAGUAUUAAAACCCUAAACUUUAUUACCUUUCUCCUCUUUAUAGCAACAAAGUGAGCAGAGUUGUUUCCUUUAAAGUGGGUGUAAACCCUUACAUAUAUCAAGUGAAGUGACUGGCCUCAACAAAUCCUCCUACAUAAGUUGCACCUGUUUGUCUCUGGUCCUCUAUUCUCUACAUCCAUUCGGUCCACAAUUUAUAAAGCUUGCGUGAGCUGUCAAAAAAUAGGGGGCGGAGAACUUGAGGGAAACCAGGUCUCUCCUUGUCACCAUGUUUCUCUUGGUGUCAGGAAAGCUUGUCAGAAGUGAUUCAUGCUAAUAGCAGAGGAACAAAGCAGCCA